UGAUGCUGCGCCGCGCGGGGAUAAAUGAGUGGAGUCUGAGCGCCGGCGCCUCACAGCAUGGACUGGCUGCGCGCGGAGAGCACCGAGCGCACACGCUGUCUGCAGGUGCGCAACAAGCGGCAACGCGCACUGCCGAGGAGUCUGCAUCGCGCUCUCCCGUCAGAGGCGGAGACUGAUGCCUGAGAUUUUCAGGUUCAGUAAGAUGUACCUGUCGGAGAAGCACAUCUCAUGUGGAUUUUUUUUUCUUUUGGCAACAGUAUUAGUUUUUUGCACAAGUCAUAAAAGCUGGUGAUUUUUUUCCUUCCUCUCUCUUUUUUUUUAAUGAAACAAGUUCACAAACAGGACAUCUGUCAUGGAGGUGACACUGGAGCGGAUUGAGCCGGCGACCCUCAGAGCCCUGCUAGUGGCGUGCGUGACCCUGCUGUUCUCCAUCCACCUGUGCCGCUGGCUCCGGCAGCGGCCCGGCUCGGGCCCGCCCGGCCCCUUCCCCUGGCCGGUCAUCGGGAACGCCGCGCAACUUGGCAGCGCGCCGCACGUGUACUUUGCGCGCAUGACGAAAAAAUACGGCUCCGUGUUCCAGAUCAAGCUGGGCUCGCGGACCGUGGUGGUGCUGAACGGGGACUCCAUCAAGCAGGCGCUCGUCAAGCAGGGGCCCGAGUUUGCCGGCAGACCGGACUUCACCUCCUUCCAGCACAUCUCCGGCGGCAGCAGCUUCGCCUUCGGCACCAUCACGAACUGGUGGAAGGCGCAGCGCAGAGCCGCGCACUCCACCGUGCGCAUGUUCUCCACCGGGAACCCGCACACCAAGAGGACUUUCGAGCAGCACAUCAUCAGCGAGGUCAGGGAGGUGCUGCGGCUGUUCGUGGGCAAAACGCAGGCGCACGGCUACCUGCAGCCCAUGGCGUACCUGGUGGUGUCCACGGCCAACAUCAUGAGCGCGGUGUGCUUCGGGAAGAGGUACUCCUACGAGGACGAGGAGUUCCGGCAGGUGGUGGGCCGCAAUGACCAGUUCACGCAAACCGUGGGGGCCGGCAGCAUCGUGGACGUGAUGCCCUGGCUCCAGUACUUCCCCAACCCCAUCAAAACCAUCUUUAACAACUUCAAGAAGCUCAACCGGGAGUUUGAACAGUUCAUCCGCGAAAAGGUCAUCCAGCACAGAAAGUCCAUCCAGUCCAGCAUCAUCCGGGACGUGACGGACGCGCUGAUCGUGGCGCUGGAGCACAUCGCGGACAAGACGGAGCACUCACCCGGGAGGGACUACGUGGUCUCCGCAGUCGGGGAUAUUUUCGGAGCCAGCCAAGACACGCUGUCCACUGCCCUGCACUGGAUCAUCCUCAUCCUGGUCAAGUACCCGGAGACUCAGGUGCGUCUCCGGCAGGAAGUGGACAAGGUGGUGGACCGGAGCCGCAUCCCCUGCAUCGAGGACCAGCCGCGGCUGCCGUACGUCAUGGCCUUCAUCUACGAGGUGAUGCGCUUCACGAGCUUCGUCCCGCUCACCAUCCCCCACUCCACCACCGCCGACACCGCCAUCAUGGGCUACGCCAUACCGAAGGACACCGUGGUCUUCGUCAACCAGUGGUCCGUCAACCACGACCCCUCCAUCUGGUCGCAGCCGGAGACCUUCGACCCGGAACGCUUCCUGGACGAGGACGGCGCCCUGAACAAGGACUUAGUGAACGGCGUGCUGAUUUUCUCCCUGGGCAAGCGGCGCUGCAUCGGAGAGGAGCUGUCCAAGCUGCACCUGUUCCUCUUCACCUCCCUCCUGGUGCACCAGUGCCACAUCACCGCGGACCCGGCCUGCCCGCCCAAACUGGACUAUAGCUACGGGCUGACGCUGAAGCCGAACCCCUACUCCAUAGCGGUGACUCUGCGCGACGACAUGACGCGGCUGGACGCCGCCAUCAGCCAGGCGUCCAGUUAGGGGGCCGGGACAGUGUGUCGUCACGGACUAAAACACAUCUGAUCCAAUCAAAAAUGAUAACAAAUGAAGGCUGGCACAGAAACCUUAAACGAGAGAAUAUUCUGUGGCUGAAAAUAUAUUUAUCCUCUGAAAUCUCAGGCGAGGUUCUGUUGUGAUCACUCACUUAUUUCUAACGAAAGGAACAAAAACGAAAAAGAAAAAAAAAAAGCAGCCGUGGCAGCUGUUUUCAGAGGAGACGUGGCGGUGUGUUCACCUGGUCUGACGCCACACACACACACACAGACACACACACUUUGCUUCACGGAGACGGAAGAAGAGCAGCCAGACUGGGACGGACCUGCACUGUGAUCCCACUGCUCCGGGACGCCUUCCAGAUGUUUCUCUGACUGCCACUUUGUCAUAUCAUCCAGUAGAAACUCUCCAGUGUGUGUACAGGGACGUCUGAUUGUUCUCUAUUUUCCUAUCAAUAGUUUUACUGUCAGGUUACAGGAAAUCCCACUCUCUGAAUCAUCACUGAUCUGGUCACUUCUGUUUUUUUUUGUUUUUUUUUGCUCAUGCUGUGUGUUGAACUCUCCUUAAAACAUACAUGUAUAUGUGACGGUUGAAGGUAAACACCAAAAGCUGAGGUUGCUAUAUUGUUGAAUGAUGAAUACAAUGUGCCAUGGUCAGACUGCUGGCCGAACAACAGGUGAAUAAGCUCAUGGAGUGCAUUGGCCCUUUCCGCCCUGUGCCUGCUCAUAGCAAACAUACACAACUAACGUGCAAUUCAGUAAGUCUAAUAAGUGUCGCUACUCAGGAAGAGAGGCUGAAACGAGAAGCCGAAACUAUUUCAACCCACACGAUUUUUAAGAAUUUAAUAUAUUCUGAACCCUGGUUUGCAGAGGCUGAAAUAAAAAGGCAGAAGGAGCAUGAAGGGUCGAAAGAGCAGAGCUGCUGUGAGCGUGUCUGUCAACUGCUGUGCAACUACUGCAUGGAUGAAAAUAUGAAAUCAGUGUUAUUUAGACACCUGCUACUCUUUUUGUAUAAGAUUAACAGAUGCAGAUUUCUGGAACUAGGAAAAUCGUGACAUAUCUCUUUAUAAGUGCCAGUAACCAAAUCAUCUUUUUGUUUUUUUAAUAAAAAGUCAAAGGUCGGGACACAGGGGGUAGUUUCCAUUUUAUUGUUUCUAAGCUCAUCUAAUUGCUGAUUACUCUCUUAUGCUGAGACACUAAUGCUCUGACUUUUUUAUAUUAUACUGUUUUAUAUUAAAGGCGACUUUAGACGUUAAAACUAGCAGCACUUUUACGUCAGUCAUGUGUCUCAGUCAGUCGAAUUUGUUAAAAAAAAAUCUGAAAUAAUUAUUAGAUAUACAUUGAAAACUAUUUUUUUUUUAAUUCAUAAAAUAAUCGACAAACAUCAAAAUGAAGACAACAGAGCUACUAUAAUUUGAUAGUCUCAGUGAAUCAAAUUUAUUGAAAAGAUAAUCAUAUAGCAAAGCUAGAUCUAAACAGCUUAAAAAAAUAGAUAAAAGUAGUUCAUAAAUUAAAAAAAAUGAUCAAAAAAUGCAAGAUUUGAUUUCAGAAAAUAACAGAGAACAAAAAUAGAGAAAUGAUUCAAAAAAGAAAUCCACAAUCGUACAAUAACUUGAGGAUUCCAUGUAUUUCAUUUCUGUGAUUUACAAAAAAUACAUAAAACACUUCAAAUCCAACUUUAACUCUUCUUUUACUGCAAAUUUAACCAGAAAUAUACAAAUGAGGUGAGUGAUAGAGAGCAUUAAGAGACCCUGAGAGCUGCUGCCUGCUGAACUCCAGUCCUCUAAGCUUCAGGCUCCACAUUAGAGACGCUGCUCUUCUGGAGUUUCUCUUCAAUCUGCUACCCUGACAGUUGUUUUGAAUGAUAUUGUACAGUUCCAUAAUAAACGGAUGCUAUUCUUUUGUUUUUCCA
Molecule: messenger RNA, 3844 nt
Organism: Salarias fasciatus (jewelled blenny)
Lineage: Eukaryota; Metazoa; Chordata; Actinopteri; Blenniiformes; Blenniidae
Gene: cyp1b1
Product: cytochrome P450, family 1, subfamily B, polypeptide 1
Exons: 3
Coding region: 353-1921 (522 amino acids)
Biological process (GO): hormone biosynthetic process; progesterone metabolic process
Molecular function (GO): heme binding; oxidoreductase activity, acting on paired donors, with incorporation or reduction of molecular oxygen, reduced flavin or flavoprotein as one donor, and incorporation of one atom of oxygen; steroid 17-alpha-monooxygenase activity
Source: RefSeq, a predicted model, not a curated record